GAAUCACUUAUACAAAUACUGAAAGGAAGUCAACAUGGCUGUCAAAUAGACAAGUUUCUCGUACUGACACAAUGAAAAUAGUUUUUCUAUAUGAUUAAAUAUGUAUUUCCCUGUUGGGUGGCCAAAAUACAUAAAACAACCUUGCAGCGAUCUAAGGGAACCAUGUCAUAUAAUUUCAAGUUGCGAUCGCAUGCUGUUUGCGAUUGUCUCAGAAGAAGAAAUAAGCAUUUGGUAUUGCAAGCCAGCGGUUCAGAUAGUCAGUUACACUCAGUCAGAGAAAAGUCUUGAAAAAUAUGGAAGAUAUUGUAAAGCAGAAUGGAAACCAGAUUCAGCUGCCUUGGCUGUCAUAACAAGCAAUGCUUAUAUCAUUUUGUUCAAAGUUGACCUUGACAUCUCAGUGCCAAACCAUCAUUGUCUAUAUGUGACAGCAGAAACCAGCAGUAGGGCUCAUAAUUACCUGGAAGGGAAUGGAUUAGUGGAUUGUAACAGUGUACCAGCAAUAAAACUAACACUGCAGAAACAUGUGAAACUUUCAGCUAGCAUAACAUGUUGUCUGAGUAUACGAGAGGAAUUGGCUGUAGCUACAGAGGACGGUUUUCUCACUCGUAUUCACUGGAGCGGAACAGAAAAUACCAAAGCAUCAGUAUGUCUAAAAGACUUAUCUGUAGCAGCAGAUAUGCUUCAGUCAAGAGGAAACAAGUUAACAUUAGAAGAUGGUCAUGUUGUACAGAUGGAAUACAGUCCUAUUAUUGGAGGAUAUUGUCUCGUGUUGUCCUCAGGAAAGGCCAUGUUGAUGAUGUCACUGUCAGCAAGAGGCAAUGAUAGUAAUUCAUCAGGUGUAUGGGCAACAAACAUGACAGAUGCUGUAUGUCAGACUGUGAAUCAUAGAUACAGGUUGAUAGCAUAUGGCUGUGCAGAUUCACAUGGUGUGAUAUAUUCUAUCAAUGAAGUAGAAGGGUUGCUGGAGUCCACACAUAAACUACAGGUGUCCUGCAAAAACUUUCCUAUAUUAAGUAAGACAGUUGGGGCAGUUACAUGUAUGAGAUGGACACCAGAUGGUACAGCAUUAGCUAUGGCAUGGAAGAAGGGAGGUUUUGCCCUGUGGAGUGUAUUUGGAUCUCUACUUGCAUGUACUGUAGGGGGAGAUUAUAGAUUUGAUAAACAGAUAUCCGAAUGUAAUGACUGUAGUUUUACCAAAGAUUACCUUCGAUUAUUUCCACCAUCUGUGAAAUCAAUGGAAUGGGGGUUAGAAGGGUACCAGUUAUGGAUGAUUGGUUCCCAGUGUAAUGAAGGAGAUGAGAAUGGCCAGUAUGCUACAGUAGAUCACACAGACAUAAUACAGCUACAAUUUGCCAAAAGUUCUCUCACUGUAAAUCCUUGCAUGGCAAAUCAUGAACAUGUGUUUCUACAAGGAGAGGACAAGUUGUAUUUAAACACUGGUGAUAUCACAUCAAAAUCUAGUCAGUAUGGUGGAUGUGAAUCACAUAUUCUAGUGGGCAGCAAACAAUGGCAAAUUAUACCUAUCUCACAUAGUUACCUGGCCAGUAAUUGGCCUAUCAGGUAUGCAUGUGUAGACAAGGCAGGUCAGUGUGUUGCAGUGGCCGGUAAAACAGGGUUAGCUCAUUAUGCACUAUUUAACAGGAAAUGGAAACUUUUUGGGAAUGAAACUCAGGAAAGAGAUAUGGUUGUAUCAGGAGGGGUGACAUGGUGGAAGGAUUUUAUUUGUGUGGCCUGUUAUAAUAUUAUAGGUCAUAGAGAUGAGAUUCGGUGUUACCCAAGGGAAAGUAAAUUAGAUAAUACAUUUGCUAAUAUACAGAAAGUUCCCUCUCAAGUUUUGUUGAUAAAUAUAUUCAAGGACACAUUGUUAGUGUUUUGUGUAGACUCUCAUGUUAUGAUAUUCAAUCUGGAGAGGACCAAUACUCAAUCAACUCCUUCAGUAGAAAUAUCAAAAAUUCAAGAAGUUGGCCUCAGUAAUUAUAUACCCCACCCAGUCUGUGUAACAGGCAUUGUUUUUACAUCUCUAAAAAUAGAUAUUGCACCUCUAGUAGCUAGUCAGCGACCAGUACAAUCAGCCAAAGAUUCUGAAAGUUUAUUAUUGAAUGUGGCCGGAAAACUUCUUGUCUUUCAACGAGAUAGAACAGGGCCUCAGAUCAAACAGAAAGAAAAAUCACCACAAAAAGCUAAACCUUUGCCUUUUUCAUCACCUUCAGUUGUGGCAACAAAUGUUGAGAAUUUAUGGACCACAUCACGAUCAGUGACAGGAAAACUGCAGCUUACAGAAGCAUUGUGGUUGAGCUGUGGAUGCCAUGGCAUGAAGGUAUGGUUACCACUUCUCCCGAAGAAUGAUGGGCAAGCACAUAAUUUUAUGUCUAAACGUAUUAUGCUCCCAUUUAGGGUGGAUAUAUACCCUCUAGCUGUGUUAUUUGAAGAAGCUGUGAUACUAGGAGUAGCCAGUGAUGCCUCAAUGUUACGUUAUAAUUCUACAUCAUCAUUCUGUCAUCCUAGUAGACAUCUACAUGACCUUCCUUAUUGCUCUAUAGAGAGAACUAGUCAAGUCUAUCUACAUCAUAUUCUUAAACAGCUCUUAAAGAGAAACCUUGGUGUUCAAGCGCUAGAUUUAGCGAGGUGCUGUACUGAGCUGUCAUAUUUUUCACAUGUAUUGGAGCUGUUACUUCAUGAGGUACUGGAAGCUGAGGCUACUUCAAAAGAACCCAUUCCAGAUCCUCUAUUACCACGUGUUGUAGCAUUUAUUCAAGAGUUCCCAGAGUAUCUGCAGACAUUUGUUCAGUGUGCAAGGAAAACUGAGGUUGCUCUAUGGCCACAUUUGUUCACAACUGUUGGAAAUCCGAAAGACCUAUUUGAGGAGUGCCUUAUAAGUGCAAGAUUAGAGACUGCAGCAUCAUAUCUCAUAAUAUUACAGAAUCUGGAAAAACCCAUUGCCAGUAGACAGCAUGCCACAUUAUUGCUAGACUCAGCUAUAGAGGACCGACAGUGGGAACUAGCCCAGGAUCUAGUCAGAUUUCUCAAGGCUAUUGAUCCAAAUGAUGCUGAUGUGUCCCCACCUCUGGUAUUUAACCAGGGUAAAGUUCAAUCUUGCUCAUACAUUGGUAGUCCCGCAAUGCCGAGGGAGGAGUGUGAUUUUACCUUUAGUAGUGUGAGUAACGUCAGCCGGAUCCGGAGCUCAAGUGUCACGGCAGAAUCGGCUGUUAGAGAGGCGUCAAAGGAAAAGGUCAAAUUAACACAUACAAAGUCUGAUAAUCAGAUGAUCUCAAAAAGACCAUCACCUCGACCAGUACAGCCUAACUCCACUGCUGACCAAGUCUAUAUAGAUACAAUACUGUUCAGACAUGCAAGAAAACUUCUCUCAUCUAACAGACUUCAAGAUCUAGGAUCUUUUUCAGCAAAUAUAAGAGACUUUCAGCUUGUAGCGUGGUUGAAAAAAGAAAGACUACGUUCUGGUAAAGUAGAGGACUUUGUGAGUGCAUUACGAGAUAUUCAUCACCAGUUUGAAUGGCCAUUACCUGUUUUAUCACUAUCAGCAUUUCAACAACUCAAAAGUAAAGCAUAUUCUAGCACAAGCCUAGCAUCAUUAUCUCUGCUAGAUGAUGACACACAUAAUGGUAGUUACACUGGUCAGAACAAUACACUAGUGCCACAGGUGGUAGAUAAUGAGGGCAAAGGGAGACCACUCCCAAAGAAUGCAAGUUUUGUAUCAACAGAAAUGUCAGAUGAAAUUGUACUGAAACCACAAUUGUCAAAAGCUGAUGACAGUAGUUUAGCCACCCUGGAAGUUUCUGAUACAAGUUCAUUGUUUGGAGACUUUGAAUUUCUUGCUGACUCAAGCAGUAGUUUAGAUAGUCUAUCACCAGAACUAGAACUUCUCUCACAGGAGAUCAUUUCUAAGGGACCAGGACAGUCAGAACUUGAACUCAGGUAUUUGUUUCAAGUAAUGUUGGAAGGAGGCUGCUUGGAGUGGGCGUUGAUAAUAUCAAUAGUGUUAAGAGAUUCGUCAUCUGUGAUAAGGACAAUCAAUACUGCCAGUAUGACAGACACACCUCUUGAGACCGUGGCUAGAAUGAGGGAGGGGCUAUCUUACCUGGAGCUGUGGUCAGAUACUGAAUGUGUUGGAUACAAGCCAUUUUUACAUGCAAUAAGAAGUCAAAUUCAAGUGCUGACCAAGAUAGCAGAACAGGCUCCUCCUACACUUAAACUAAAUGCAGACAUAGACAGUGCCCCGGCUACAGUUGAGGAGGGAAAUUUGUCUCCGGGAACCAUGUCUAUACAUGAAGGUCAGGGUGAGGUGGACUCACCACCUGUGCAAGAACCACACAAACAGAAUGAAUGUGCUGUAUCAUGAUGUAGUAAAUGUUACCUGAGUGCUCUGGCAUUAUUAAGCUAUCAUUUUAUAUGUGUCAUUAAAGUGUUACGGUACAUAUGUGUUACAUUCUGUAAGUUAUUAACAUUCAUAAGUGCUACAAAUAGUGAUUAUUACUAACAACCCAUGUGUAGAUCAAUCAAAUCAACACUUAAGAUGUAUGUAACUAAAUAUGAUCACAUAUGCCAAUGUUCAUAUGGAGUAUCAGUUUUAAAAUAACAUACAGUUGAAAUGAUAAAAAAGAAUAUGUAAAAAAGUUUUCCCUACAAGAACCCAGCAAUUGAUAGGUCAAGCACAGGGUUUUCCAAGGAUCUGCCUUAGCAAGCAAAAUAUACUGUAAAUACUAAAAGAUUAAAAGUUUAUCACAAAGCAGACACUGAUUAACAAGUAUUACAUUUUUCAAAUAUUGUUGGAACUAUCAUUUAUCAUUUUUCCCCCUAAAUGAUAAUGCCCCAAAAUUUAUUAACACUGAAGUUUGAUAAACUAAGUAAAGGAAAGUUUGAUGACAGAGUUCUAAAAGAUACUAUUUGUUGCUGGUUAUUCUUAAUAAUGUUUUAAUUGAAGAGAAAACUGAAAGAUGCCUUUCUGUCUAAGAGAAAUACUACAUGAUUUUUUGGAUUUUUUUAAUAUUUUGAAGAAUCUGUUAAUGCGCUUUCUUCAUUUUACUAAAACUAUAUAUUUUGGGCAUGCCAAGAAAUGAUCUCAAUGGAAAAGAAUAUUUUAAGCAUUCCUAAAGUCAUUUAAAAGUACCCCAUUUAAUUAAAAAAAGACAAAAAGUUAUAAAAAAUUGACUGGGUAACUGGAAGAGGUCCAAAAUUAUCAAGAAUUAUUUUCAUAUUAGUUAAUAUGUAACAGAAUUCAUUACUUCAUAUUUCACACAUAUAUAUAUAAAUUGAUUUUAAAGAAUGAAAACUGUAAUAAAUGUGUUCUACCAUUAAUGCUUUCAAUUUAUCAUUGGUGAUUAGUUCUGAGUUAAUAGUUGAAAUGUUAUAUUAUGUAGACAAGUCUGAAAAUACUAGCUUUUGAUUGGUUGAUUUAAAAUUGUUUAUUAGGAUUAUCCAAUGGAAUGAAUGUAUUAAUGGACUGGCUUCCUUGUUAUAUGAUAUUUAAACUACAUUUGUAGUGUAUCAAGACUAUAACUCCACAUUUUAUACAUGUGUCAUAUUAUUUUAUUAUAUACAAUUAUCAUUAAAUCACUUAGUAACAAAUUAAUAUUUCAUAAAAAAUUCCUACAGGUCAUGUGUUUAGUUCCAUCAUACAGUUCUCUGAUGCACUGGUCAUUCUAACUAUGGCCCUGUACCCAUUAAAUAAUGUGACUUUACUUUUUGGAUCAUUCUUUCAAGUAGAGGCCUGACCAUUAGAGAAUAUUCAGAGUGGAAAAAAAGUAAUUUCACUGCUACUUUGGUGCCUAAGUAAAAACAACAGAAUUAACCUGGUAUUAGGGUAAAAUCAUGGCUCUUGCCUGAUGCUGUCCUCCACACUGUUCUGGGGUUGCAGAAUACAUGGUUAAAAUUGAAUAGUGUAUUACGUUCAGAUAUUUUACAGUACAUUGUUGGUUCAAGAUAUGUUCCAGAUAUUUUACUGCUUAAUGUUAUGUCAAAUAUGUUCUUUUGACAUUUGUCCUAUUGCAGACCUACAGUGCAACCACUCAAGAGUGGCCCUCUGUCAACCACUCAAGAGUUGCCCUCUGUCAACCACUCAAGAGUUGCCAUCUGUAUUUUUGCUCUCCAAAUUUUACUUUUCAAUUGUGCCUCUUGAAUAAAUUUAUUAUGAGAUGUAAGAUUUCUCUCACUUCAUUAUCAUUAAAAAAAAACACAUCUUCGAUACACAUAUCAUGAAACAAAAUAGCCCCUUGUAGUCAUAUUAUUUUAUAUUCCUUAAAUUUGUUGAUGCUAAUUAAGUGUUUGACAAUGCACUUAUAAGUAGUAAAUAUUCUAGGAGUGAUGGCAUUCUUCUUAUAGUAGAUGGUAGAGUAAAUGUUACAUCAUAUGUGCCAUAUUAUAUAAAUGGAAUUUUUUUUCAAUGUCAUUUCGUUUAUUCUGGUACCUUAUUUCUGUAGAAAAAGUUUUGAAAUUAUUUAGAGAUUCUGGCAUCUGUACAAGAUGGACGGACAUCUUUUAUACAAUUAUUCAUCUAGAAAGCGAAUACAUAAACAAUGCUCUUCUUUCUAUGAGUGAAAAUGUAAAAUUCUGUAUAAUAGUUUGAAGGUAGUGUUGUCAAGUGCUUUUUUCUGUUACAUGCAUUGAUUUAUUGUUAAUUAAUUCAUAAAACUCUUUGUGGCCGCAAAAUCUUCAUCUAUGACUAGUGCAGACCAAGAACAGCCGGCACUUGUCUUAUGUCUGAUCAAAGUCUGCACAUGUUUGCUAUUCAGUUAGUACAUAUUUUGAAUAUUUUCUAAAAGUUAUGAAUGUUUUGUUCAGAUUGGAAAAUGGUCAUGUCCAUUUAAGAUAUUUAGCAUGAUGAAAAGUGUUAAAGAUAUUACAAAGUUUGUACAGAAAUUUUGUGAAUACAUUUAUACAUGCAUGUUGCAUUUAUAUUUCUGCUAUGAUCUAGAAGAUGUUGAGUUAAAUUAGUGAAAUGUUGUGUACAUUGCUGUGAUAUGAUUUUAUUUAUGUUUGAACCCACUUUGUUUCAGCUGCCACAUUGUUGUUUUUUUUUUAUAUCUUUAAUGAAACUGAUUUAACUAACAGAUGACACCUUAGUUAGUUAAAAUGUUAUAUGUUAAACAUGAUUUGAGCCGCGUCACGACAAAACCAACAUAGUGUGUUUGAGACCAGCAUGGA
Messenger RNA from Ruditapes philippinarum (Manila clam), 7158 nucleotides. Its product is annotated as guanine nucleotide exchange factor subunit RIC1-like. The record is from RefSeq and is a predicted model, not a curated record. Gene Ontology annotation, molecular function: protein binding. NCBI's taxonomy places the organism in Eukaryota, Metazoa, Mollusca, Bivalvia, Venerida, Veneridae. The transcript is spliced from 33 exons. Gene Ontology annotation, biological process: retrograde transport, endosome to Golgi; intracellular protein transport. The coding region runs from base 101 to 4357 and encodes 1418 amino acids. Gene Ontology annotation, cellular component: Golgi membrane; Ric1-Rgp1 guanyl-nucleotide exchange factor complex; cytosol.